Messenger RNA from Diabrotica virgifera virgifera (western corn rootworm), 2160 nucleotides. RefSeq lists its product as uncharacterized. Bases 1 to 2160 code for a protein of 719 amino acids. NCBI's taxonomy places the organism in Eukaryota, Metazoa, Arthropoda, Insecta, Coleoptera, Chrysomelidae. The transcript has 2 exons. The record is from RefSeq and is a predicted model, not a curated record.
AUGUCCGAAACUGAAAAUCAUAGUCAAGUUUCUAACGUUGAGAGGUACAAGAAAAAGAGAGCAGGGCUUAAAUCUAAAUUGACAAUUUUUAAAAAUUAUAUCACAGAUGUAGAGUCCAAUAUUUCCAACGAUGGUUAUAAUAUUCCAUAUGAGGAAAUCAAAUUAAGAUUAAACAAAGCUGUAGAUUUAUUAGAUAAUUUCGAUGAAAUUCAAUCCGAAAUUGAAUGUCAUGUGAACGAUUUAGAGGAGGAAGCGUCCCAAAGAGAGCUCUUCGAAAAAGAUUAUUUCUCUAUUAUUACUAAAACACGAUCGCUGCUAUCAAAGUCCAAUCCCAAUGAAGUUAUUCAUAACAUUAAUUCAGAAAACGAUGUUCAAUCCCAAGCAGGUCCUUCUAGUCGACCUAACGUCAAUUGUAACAUCAAAUUACCUACUCUUCAACUUGUAAAAUAUAGCGGGAGCUACGAGAAAUGGUUAGAGUAUAGAGAUUCGUUUCAGUCAAUAAUCUUAGAUAAUUCAGAUAUAAAUCCUAUUCAAAAAUUCCACUACUUGAAAUCUUCUCUUAGCGGUGUUGCCGAAAAGGUCAUUAGUAGUUUGCCAGUGUCUUCGGAUAAUUUCUCAGUCGCGUGGAAAAUGCUAUGUGAAAGAUUUGCAAACAAAGAUUUAUUAAUAUACAAUCACACCAAGUGUCUUUUUUCUCUCCCAAAAAUCACAAAGCCGUCUGCAUCAAGCAUCAGGCAAUUAAUAGAUGAACUUCAAGGUAAUUUAAGGUCACUUAAAUCAUUGGACCAACCAGUUGAUACUUGGGAUACCCUACUUAUAUUUAUUAUAAUAGAAAAACUUGAUUCCUACACCACACAGGAGUGGGAAUCUAAGAAACCUUCAAACGCAACGUUAAAGGAUCUUAUUAAUUUUCUAAAAGGUAAGGCUGACGUUUUGGAAAAAAUUGAUGCCAACCUUGGACAGAAUAAUAAAGAACGAUUCGGUUCCGAUAAGAAAUCCUCAAGAGCUCUAGUAGCCACCCAAACUUCUUGUGCUUUCUGCAAAUCCAUCAAUCAUAAAAUAAGUCUGUGUCCCGAUUUCAAUCAUUUAAGUAUUUCUGAUCGGGCCGAAAAUGUUAAAAGGCUUAAAUUAUGUUUCAAUUGCCUACAUUCAGGCCACAUUAAUUUAAAUUGUAAGUACGGAAAGUGUACUAAAUGUGGUAAAAAGCAUCAUUCUCUCUUGCAUAUCAAUACGGACAACUCAAAUAACUUAACUUCAUAUUCCAAUCCAGUGCAGUCAUCUUCGAAUAUUCAAUCUGACUCGACUGUACACAACACUCAAACCCUAUCUAACUAUGUUCCAAAAUACAAGUCUGUUCUGUUAUCGACAGUUCUAGUGAAUGUCUUUGAUAGCGCAGGAGUUGCGCACAAAUGUCGUGCCCUCCUGGAUAGUGCUUCACAAUCAAAUUAUAUUGUAUCUAGUUUUUUUGAUAAAUUGGGAAUAGCAAAAAACCGUUUGAAUGUAUCAGUAUCUGGCUUUGGUCAAGUUUCCUCGAAUUUAAAAUACAAUUGUAAUUUACGAAUUGGUUCUUGCUAUUCCUCGUUCAAAAGUUCUAUCAAUUGUCUAAUUACUAACUCAAUAUGUGAUCAGCUCCCUGGUUGUAAUGUUGAUAUAUCUUCCUUACGAAUUCCUUCUAAUAUUCAGCUAUCUGACCCUAACUUUCAUAUUAACUCAUCGAUAGAUUUGUUAAUUGGAGCAGGUCUAUUUUAUAACUUGCUGUGUGUAGGACAGAUAAAACUAAAUCGCGUUGGUCCCAUCUUGCAGAAAACGAGAUUAGGAUGGAUUGUUUCUGGCCCUAUUGCUCAAACUGCGUCUAACCGGACAAUCUGUAAUGUUUCCCGGUUAUCUGAUGUAAACGAUUUAUCUCGCUUUUGGGAAAUAGAGGAAAUUUCUACUUCUUCCCCACGUUCGAGGGAAGAAAUCUCUUGCGAGGAACAUUUUCAGUCAUUUCAUAAGAGGGACAAAAAUGGCAGGUUUAUCGUAACAAUUCCUUUUAAGGAAUCUCUUGAUCAAUUAGGUUACAGAACUGUAAUAAAUAACAGCAGCUCAAAUUUAUAUUGUUUUAUGGCUAUACAACAUUGCCAGAUCGUCGAAACAGUGGGAACGAGUGUGAAAGAUUGA